AUGGGUGAAACCGGCAGUCUGAUGAGCGUGCUGACGGCGGCGGUGGGCAGGACAGCGCGGGUUGGGGUCCGGGCUCCGGGGGCGGGGCCAGCACUGGCUGGGGCCCGGCUCACUGGGCAGGGCCUGGCCCGUGCGGGGGCGGGCGCGGCGGCCGCGCGCUCCCUGGAACCCCUGCGCGGUGGCGGCGCUGUUUCCCGGGAGCGGUUGGCGGGCGGACCGCGCGGGCGGAGCGGAAGUGGCGGUCGCGGGGGAGCGAGCGGCGCCGCGGCGGAGCUGGCCGAGCUGGAGGGCGCGGGGGAGCGGGGUGCGGGCGCGGCCCGGGGCCCGGCCGAGCGCGGUGCGGGGGCGCCGGCGGAGCGCGGCGGGGAUGCGGCGCCGAGCCGGGCGGGCGCCGGGGCCUCGGCCCUGUUCGCGGGGCUGCAGGACCUGGGCGUGGCCAACGGCGAGGACCUGAAGGAGACGCUGACCAACUGCACCGAGCCGCUCAAGGCCAUCGAACAGUUCCAGACGGAGAACGGCGUGCUGCUGCCCUCGCUGCAGUCGGCGCUGCCCUUCCUGGACCUGCACGGCACCCCGCGCCUCGAGUUCCACCAGUCGGUGUUCGACGAGCUGCGCGACAAGCUGCUGGAGCGCGUGUCGGCGAUCGCCCAGGAGGGCAAGGCCGAGGAGAGGUACAAGAAGCUGGAGGAUCUCCUGGAGAAGAGCUUCUCGCUGGUGCGGAUGCCGUCGCUGCAGCCCGUGGUGAUGUGCGUCAUGAAGCACCUGCCCAAGGUGCCCGAGAAGAAGCUGAAGCUGGUGAUGGCCGACAAGGAGCUGUACCGCGCCUGUGCCGUGGAGGUGAAGCGGCAGAUCUGGCAGGACAACCAGGCGCUGUUCGGCGACGAGGUGUCCCCGCUGCUGAAGCAGUACAUCCUGGAGAAGGAGAGCGCACUCUUCAGCUCUGACCUGUCCGUGCUGCACAAUUUCUUCAGCCCGUCCCCCAGGACGCGGCGCCAGGGUGAGGUGGUGCAGAAGCUGACGCAGAUGGUGGGCCGGAGCGUGAAGCUGUACGACAUGGUGCUGCAGUUCCUGCGCACGCUCUUCCUGCGCACGCGCAACGUGCACUACUGCACCCUGCGCGCCGAGCUGCUCAUGUCCCUGCACGACCUGGACGUGGGCGACAUCUGCUCCGUGGACCCCUGCCACAAGUUCACCUGGUGCCUGGACGCCUGCAUCCGCGAGCGCUUUGUGGACAGCAAGCGAGCCCGAGAGCUGCAGGGCUUCCUGGACGGGGUGAAGAAGGGCCAGGAGCAGGUCCUGGGGGACCUGUCCAUGAUCCUGUGCGACCCCUUUGCCAUCAACACACUGUCGCUGAGCACCGUCAGGCACCUGCAGGAACUGGUGGGCCAGGAGACGCUGCCCAGGGACAGCCCUGACCUCCUGCUCUUGCUGCGCCUGCUGGCACUGGGCCAGGGAGCCUGGGACAUGAUUGACAGCCAGGUCUUCAAGGAGCCCAAGAUGGAGGUGGAGCUGGUCACCAGGUUCCUGCCCAUGCUCAUGGCCUUCGUGGUGGAUGACCACACCUUCAGCGUGGACCAGAAGCUGCCCACGGAGGAGAGGGCCCCGGCCACCUACCCCAGCCUGCUUCCCGAGGCUUUCACCAAGUUCCUGCAGGAGCAGCGCAUGGCCUGCGAGGUGGGGCUGUACUACGUGCUGCACUUCACCAAGCAGAGGAACAAGAACGCGCUGCUGCGUCUGCUGCCGGGCCUGGCGGAGACCUUCGGUGACCUGGCCUUUGGGGACAUCUUUCUGCACCUGCUCACCGGGGGGCUGGCGCUGCUGGCCGAGGAGUUUGCGCUGGAGGAGUUCUGCAGCAGCGUCUUUGACGGCUUCCUCCUCACCGCCUGCCCGAGGAAGGAGAGUGUGCAGCGCCACGCCCUGCGGCUGCUCCUGCACCUGCACCAGCGCGUGGCCCCGUCCAAGCUGGAGGCGCUUCAGAAGGCGCUGGAGCCCACGGGCCAGAGCGGGGAUGCGGUGAAGGAGCUCUACUCCCAGCUGGGCGAGAAGCUGGAGCAGCUGGACCACCGGAAGGCCAGUCCUGCCCAGGCCGCGGAGACUCCCGCCCUGGACCUGCCUCUGCCUGCCGUCCCCGCCACGGCCGCGCUCUGAGGGGCCCUGGGCUGCCGGACCACCCACAGGCCACAGCCCCCACCCCUGAACUCUGGCUGACGCAACCCCAGGUCUGUGCCUAGCCGGGGGAACCCGAGAAGUGUUGGGCACAGCCCCGGGCCCCAGAGCUGGAUGGAGGCGACGGGCCCCGCCUGGCGCGGUGGGCUGAGCCAGCUGGGGCUCAGUCCCUGUUCUCGGGGGACGGGGUCUGCAGAGGAAGGAUCAGAGCAGACACACGCGGCUGCUGCGUGUCCUGCAGGCUGUGUGAUGGCCGCUUCUGCACGUGCCGUAGCCCACUCGUGUAAAUAAAAGGCCUUUUGGUAAA
Messenger RNA from Sorex araneus (European shrew), 2473 nucleotides. It is a transcript of the gene NELFB, whose product is annotated as negative elongation factor complex member B. Gene Ontology annotation, biological process: negative regulation of transcription elongation by RNA polymerase II. The coding region runs from base 1 to 2148 and encodes 715 amino acids. NCBI's taxonomy places the organism in Eukaryota, Metazoa, Chordata, Mammalia, Eulipotyphla, Soricidae. The transcript is spliced from 14 exons. Gene Ontology annotation, cellular component: nucleus; NELF complex. The record is from RefSeq and is a predicted model, not a curated record.